AAGCAUCCAGCGCAUCUCAUAUAUCAACAGGGGUGCCUUCACACGACUUACACGAUUCACCCCACCCCCGCCAUCAUGACACCUUCAUCAGACCUCAAACUGCUCGAUCUCAUCACCGCCAUUGACAAUGCUCCUCUCGACUUUGCAACAAACUAUGCCCCCUACUACCGUCUCUUUCUCUCACCCGACCCUCGCCCUCAUGGCUUCAUCCUCCCCGCUACAGUCUCCCUAAUGCCAUGGCCUGCAUCCUUCACUAUCGACCACGACCACCGCACUGUCACACUAAGCGAACCUCCAUCUGGCUCAACACUUACAGAGCACGCAAACUCCGCGUUUCAAGAAGCUGUUGAUAAAGCCAUUGGCGAUGACCUGUUUCCUAUUCUGCACAAGGAACACAGUGAGUACUUUCGCAUAGUCGGCGCAAGGGAGUUCGUGCAGGUCGAAAGGUUUGCUGCUCCGUUGUUUGGCAUUGCGACGAGGGGUGCUCACUUGACGGGGUAUGUACGCGGUGAUGAUGGGAACAUAAAGAUUUGGGUUGCGAAACGAAGUCGUCACCUCUUCAGCUACCCUGGUCUUCUUGAUAGUACUGUCGCUGGUGGUAUCAAGGCCAGUGAUACACCACUUGCAUGUAUCAAAGCUGAAUCUACCGAAGAAGCUUGUCUUCCGCCAGAUCUCGUCUCAUCGAGCGUUGAACCCGCGGGAGCGAUAACGCUGGCAAACAUCAACCAGAAGUCAAAGCUAUUCCACUCAGAUAUAAUCUACGUCUUCGAUCUAGAGAUGCCGAAGGAUGUUAUUCCUCGACCGGGAGAUGAUGAAGUGGAGGAGUUUGUGUUGAUGGAUUGUCAGGAGGUGGCACAGCGCAUGUUAGCAGGAGAGUUCAAGCCGAAUGUGUGCCCUGUUAUGAUUGAUUUCUUGGUCAGGAAGGGGUUCAUCACGAAAGAGAAUGAGGAUGACUUUGAGGAGAUCCAGAAGAAGUUGAGGAGGGAGAUUCCUGUGCCGAUGGAGUCUGAUGUGUAG
Molecule: messenger RNA, 1017 nt
Organism: Fusarium oxysporum Fo47
Lineage: Eukaryota; Fungi; Ascomycota; Sordariomycetes; Hypocreales; Nectriaceae
Product: NUDIX hydrolase
Exons: 2
Coding region: 76-1017 (313 amino acids)
Molecular function (GO): 8-oxo-dGDP phosphatase activity
Source: RefSeq, a predicted model, not a curated record